Molecule: messenger RNA, 1501 nt
Organism: Mytilus trossulus (common blue mussel)
Lineage: Eukaryota; Metazoa; Mollusca; Bivalvia; Mytilida; Mytilidae
Exons: 8
Coding region: 26-1501 (491 amino acids)
Source: RefSeq, a predicted model, not a curated record
UUGCAGUACAACUCGUUUUGUCAAAAUGUCUAGCAGAGAAGAAACAAACUUUGUGAGACUAUUGAUGUUUUCAGUUGACUUAUCAGCAGACGUUAUAAGAGCUUUUACGGAAUCAAAAAUUUUAUGUAACUAUGAAAACAGUUUUACACACUUUUUAGAUGCACACAAACAUGAUUUGUUUCAUUCAUGGAUACCAAAUACUCAUUGUUGUCAAUGUUCAUCAGUCACUAUGGGAACAGCUCUAACCAAGAAAAUGGCUGAGAUAGAUGAAGCAAUUUUCAAUAAAAUGUUUGACAAGAGCGGAUCAACAAAUUUAGGUCAUUUCAAAAAAGGUAUUCAUGGGUCUGUCACCCAACACUGUUUGUGUCGUAUAACUCCAAGGUUAGGCUUACGUUUGGAAGACGUAGAUGUAAGUCUUCUUUGUAGUAUCAUCUUCACUUGUGUUAAACUUCACAAGCAGGACCUUGACCGGAUGAGAAGCAUUCGACAGCAGAGAUGGAACGUUUUCCGUGCAGCUAUAACCAGACGCUAUUCAGAUGAGGAUUUCACAAUGGUGUGGAACAAUCUAGAAAAGGCAGUUAUUGGAAUAGUUCAGGAACAUUUUAUUCCAUCUUAUGGACGAAUUGUAGAACACCAGAUCAAACUGAUGAAAAUAGCAGACGUUGCAAAAGUAGAUAUGAAUGACCUGUUAGAAAAACUUUCUAAAGAUAAGAAAAUUGGUCAAGUGUUGACGACAAGAAUGAACGGCAUCACCAAUGCCUUGAGAGAUGAAACGAUGUUGAGACAGUCAGAAAGUCAGUAUAAUAGAGAGCAGCAUAUCGAACUAGAACUGGAUAGAUUAGAGGAUAAAGAAAACUCGCAGAGACAAUUUUUCUCUGAAAAAGUGAAUCAUAUACGUUUUGACGUAGACCACACGGCAUUGAGGUGUCCAGUUGUAAUUGAAGGAAGGAAACAUUUUCACUUCAAGCUUGAAACUCCAUCAUCAUGGGAUAACGGUAGAAUGGUUGCUAGCCUAGAAAAAGUUAUACCAACAUGGAAUGAAGAUGACAAUGACUUCCAAAUACUGUCAGCAAGGAUAGGAUCAUUGGUUAUCAAAACCACUGCAAAUCUUGAUAUGAUGAAAGACAGAGAAACAUUUCAAAAUGCUGUCAAAUCAUUCCUAAAGAAGUUGGUUGAAGUGUGUGAAAUAGAUACUAGUGUUCCGGUAACAGUUCCUGUGGAGAUAAAUAUCUCUGGAACUCCAUUUACAGACAAUGAAGGUAGUGCUGCCACAUCCGCUGGAGCUGUAGAUGAAGCAAGUGGUAGUAUAAGUGUACAGUUAAAUAGUGCAAUGCCAUCUCAGGAAUGUCUACAUUGUAAAGACAAAGAUGAUAUAAUAGAAAGACUGAAGAGAGAACUGUCAGAGAAGAAUGCAUACAUAGCUGAACUGGAAAAUAAGCUGACCAAAAAAUCCGACGAAACUGGCAAAUCGGAUAUUAUCAUGUCUUCAACCAAUCAAUAG